AUGGACGCACGCUCGGCGAUCGCCGACACGAUGAUGAUGGCCAUGUCGACGGCGAUACACGCCGUUCCGAGGAGAUCCUCGCGUCGCCUAUCCGAUUUCUCCGACAUUGCCCAUCUGACAGUAUCCUUCACUGGCAUCUCCCUCACCCCUCGACAGCACAAGUUGAUCAAGACGGGUUAUGAGUGCUGGCGAAACACGCAGAAGCAGACGGCCGGCGAGUGGGCCCUCGAUUAUGUGGCGCGGCGGGAUCCACAACUACGAUUGCAAUUCGAGCGUCAUCAAGAAUUGGCGAAAGCGCACGCGGCAGCCAUUACCGACGUGCUGGAGAUGGCCGUCGAGUCCGUCGAGGCAUUAGACGAUUCCCUUGGGCCGCUGCUCGUCAGCUAUGCAAGUCAGAAUGGAGUGCUCGAAGAGAAAGAAUGCUUCGACCGCAUCUACUGGUCGCGCGUCUCGGAGGCGUUAUGCCAAUUGGCGCGCCAAUUUCCGAUCAAAUCCCAGAAAUGGGAUACGGUGGCUGCAUGGCGGAUUGUGAUCCUGUUCAUCGUCAACAAGAUCGACUACGGGUUUCAGUUGGAGAAGAAGGAGGGACCACUGCUAUUGGCACAUCAGAAUGCUUCGUUUGACAAUCCCGCAUAUAAGGCA
Messenger RNA from Mesorhabditis spiculigera, 642 nucleotides. Lineage: Eukaryota; Metazoa; Nematoda; Chromadorea; Rhabditida; Rhabditidae. The record is from the annotation of a GenBank genome assembly.